This is a messenger RNA of Eleginops maclovinus (Patagonian blennie), 4201 nucleotides long. It is a transcript of the gene brd8b, whose product is annotated as bromodomain containing 8b. Gene Ontology annotation, cellular component: NuA4 histone acetyltransferase complex. NCBI's taxonomy places the organism in Eukaryota, Metazoa, Chordata, Actinopteri, Perciformes, Eleginopidae. The coding region runs from base 32 to 2362 and encodes 776 amino acids. The record is from RefSeq and is a predicted model, not a curated record. Gene Ontology annotation, molecular function: protein binding. The transcript has 19 exons.
AAGUUGUGCUCACGGCCUUAACACAAAAGAAAUGGCGAGCGGUAUCGGCAAACACAAGAUACUGAAUGUGGGGCCAACAGAGCCAUGGUCAGUCAGAGAGAAACUGUGCCUGGCCUCCUCUGUUAUGAGGAGUGGAGACCAAAACUGGGUGUCUGUAAGCAGAGCCAUCAAGCCUUUCUCAGAGCCUGGCCGUCCACCUGACUGGUUCUCACAGAAGCACUGUGCCUCACAAUACUCCGAGCUGCUGGAAGCCACCGAAGCACCAAAGCGAAAGCGUGGUGAGAAGGGCGAGGUGGUGGAAACCAUUGAAGAUGUCAUCGUUCGUAGGCUAACCACAGAGAGGAUAGAGGAGCUGAAAAAACUACUGCGGGACACACAGGAGAAGUACAGGAAGUUGAAGAAGGAGGUGGAUAUAAUUCAGACGGGUCACAUGGACCCCCAGCUAAAGGAGCUGUUGGCAGACAUAACACUAAAAAAGAAGCAGGCUGAGGACGAAGCAGAACAGAAGAGGAAAGCCACAGAAACAGCUUACCAAGCUCGUCAGGCGUUGAAGAACACACCUAAGCGUCUGCCCAGUGUGACUGUGCGUUCUCCUCUGGGUGCCAGCCCCCCCACCAUAGACUGUCCGCUUGACUCUUCAAUCCCAAUGCCGUCCCUGGAUACAGGAAGUGUGGCCUCCGAUGACACCACCACCACCACCACCACCAACACCCUCUCAGUUGCCCAGGGGGUCGGGGUGUUUCUCCCCGCGGGGGAUGCGUCAGGCCCGGGGCCCAAAGACGGAGGAGGCCUGGUCGCCCUGUUGGACGAUUCCCCGCAGAAGAGGCUCCUCGCCCAGAAGUCCACGCCGCCGCCCUCGCCUCUCCUGUCAGAACUGCUGAAGAAAGGCAACCUCAUCUCAGCCAGCCCCCGCCUGGUUGGGGAGGGAGACUCUGCUGGGAGCCUCACCAAUGGAGUACAGACAGCCACAGUAGCCGUUGCCUUACCAUCUGCUCAUGAUGUCAUCACAGAGGGUGAAGCAGAAGCUGCAGUGAAGGUGGAGCUCGGGGAGGAGGCGGGGCUAGUGGAAGAAGACCUUGUUGCUGUGUCUUACAUGGGAGAUGAACUAGACCUGGAGACCGUCGGAGACAUCAUCGCCAUCAUAGAGGAGAAGGUGGAUGACUCUGUUGAAGCUUUGGAUGCAGCAGCAGUGGAAGCCGCUCUCUCGCUUUGUGAAGAGGCCGGGUCAGAGGGUCACACCCUCCCCGGCCCUUGGGAGACCCAGGCUGCAGACGCAGGGCCCUCUGUCCCAGACUCUGACCCCACUCAGGAGCCUCAGGGUGUGUCCGCGAUGUCGGCCCUGAUGCCUGCAGGCAUGGAGAUCCAGAAUCAAGCUGAGGUUAAAAGAGAACAGCAGCUAAAGGGAAACUGCGAGGGACCUGAGGCAACAGGAAGUGAUGUCACCUCUGACGACGGUGCGACGGGGAGUGAGGUCAUGGAGGAGGGUGCAGCGGGGAAGGAUGCCACUGAAGCAACGAUUAAAAUUGAAGGAGAGGAAUGGAGCCAGCCGGAGCCCAACCCCCCCUGCCUAGACUCUGAGGACAGCUCUGUGUCCGGGAGAGAGUCCAAGGAGGUGAAGGAAGAAGAGGCGGGGAGUGAUGGCGACCCAGACGAAGGGAUGGAGCUGAAGGAGGAGUGUGGGGAGGGGGAGGGUCCUUAUCUGUCCGAGGUGGAGCGGGCAGCCAGCGAGAGUGAGGACGGCUACGGCCCCCCCUCCCAGCGCUACACAGCGGACUCUCUGGCCAGCAGCCCGGCCUCUUCCUCACAGCUAUCUACAUGUGGGGAGGACCAGGAGGCGGUGCAGGCCCAGAAGAUCUGGAAGAAAGCCAUCAUGCUGGUGUGGAGAGCCGCAGCCAAUCACAGGUAUGCCAGUGUCUUCCUGCAGCCUGUGUCAGAUGACAUCGCCCCUGGCUACCACAGCAUUGUACACAGACCCAUGGACCUGUCGGCCAUCAAGAAGAACAUCGAGUCCGGCGUGAUCCGCACCACCGCCGAGUUCCAGCGUGACAUCAUGCUGAUGUUCCAGAACGCCGUCAUGUACAACUCGUCGGACCACGACGUGUUCCACAUGGCGCUGGAGAUGCAGCGGGACGUCCUGGAGCACGUGCAGCAGUUCCUGGCCACACAGCUCAUCAUGCAGACCUCGGAGAGCGCCAUCUCCGCCAAGAGCCUCCGCGGCAGGGAGGGCAACCGUAAGCCCGGAGAGCCGGCCGAGAAGGACAGUGUCCCAAUGGCCUCUCCUGCUUUCCUUCUCUCUCUCUUUGACGGAGGUACCAGAGGUCGCCGAAGUGCCAUGGAGGCCGACCUCAAAAUGAAGAAAUGAACGGAUUUUGGAGAAUAAGACACUUAGAAAGACUCGGAGAAGGUGGAGCUGAGUAUUCACCGUUUUUCUGGAGAGGACUGUGCAGGCUCUGUGUGCCUGGUGUGUAUAUUUACACACUUAAUUAUCUGUACUUUGAGUAUAUGUGAAUGGUAAGUGUGUCAGUGUGUGUUUGUGAGCUGCACAGAUCCCCAGUUCACUCCACUUUCCUCCAAGUAUCAUUUCACCAGCAACGGUAGUAGCUCAUCAUUUCCCUCCGCUGAGAUGGAACACUGAAGAACUUUGAGAAGGGAAAGAGAAACAUUUUCACCAGCAAAAGUCUGUUUGCGAUCAAAUGCCGACCAUUUGAUCAUGUUGAAUGGUGGAUGCAUUAAUACUAAAUCCGUUGAUCGACUGAUUAAUGAGAGUACCCUGUACCAAACUGUGUGACUGCGUGGGAUGAAAAAAAGACACAAGACAACAACCAGGAUGGAAACAUCACAAAUCAUUAUGUACAGAUCCACAGAUUCAAAAUACUACUACUAUUUCCAGUUCUGUUAAAUCGAUCACUUUAAAUGUAUCACACAUCUUUACAACUGGACUUGCUGCAUUUUCCAUUAAUGGAAUAAGAGUGUUUUUUUUUUAUUUAAGGGACAGUUUGGAUGUUAGGAAGUAGGGUUGUAAACAGUCACCUUCUGUAGGUGGUCAGCACGCCUCAUGAUCGGAGAAACAGAAAGGAGGAAGCUAAGUAAUGUACUGCAGUGUACAGGGGCAGCAGCAAAAAAUGUUUGAGACGCCGUGAAAAUUCUCAAUCAGCUCAAGUGUGCAACUAUAUUUAGAGUAUUUCACACCAUAACCUUUCUGUUGUGUGUGCUCUCUUUAAAGCCACCACACUCCAUUGACACAAACAGUCAUUUAACCUAGUAGAAAACAGAGGAGUUGCUGGUACACCGCUGCCUUGAUCCGUUUGUUAUUCUCUGACUUUGAGGAGUCGUAACUAACCCUUCAAAGAACCUGGACAGAGAAGCUUACACCUCUUCACUUAAAUAAAUCCAAACCAUCCCUUUAAAGAAAUCUGAUGAUGUUUGGCUCUGUUUGCCAUCGCAGCCAAUACAUUUAGAGAUGGUGGUUUUUCUUGUUUUCGCCCAUUAACUUCCAUUGCAUAUACUCUACAUUUAUCCUUUUUCCAAACAACACGUUUUAAUUUGACCCUAACACGGACCUGAGUUUCCAUUUAUUUCAAGAGAUGAUGUAAUGUAACUUCAUAAAUCAACCUCAUAACAAGUAUUACCCACACAUCUAAAAAAAAAAGGACAAAAAGAAGUCCAGAAUACAAGCUAGCUAUUAGUAAAAGUGGUAAAAUUGAUGUAAUAGAUUGAUAUUUGACUCCAGACUUUGAAAUCUCUGAUGUCGGAGUGUUUUGAAACAGUUCCUACUAGGACCUGCCAUGCAAUGAUAACAAAAUAACUCAGAGCAGGUAAACAAAUUGUUCACAGCUCUUUGUUUAUGCUGUAGUGAAAUGGAUGGAAACCUAUUAAAGGAUCAGAAUAACAAAAUCUAUUCUUUGUAAAAUAGUUUGCUGUAAUGUGAACAAGGUGUUUCCUUAAGUGUUAAUGGGCUGAAACGUAGGAUGUGGAGCUGCUGCUGAAAUAGUAUUGAUGCAUCCCUGCUCGUCCCUGAGCGUGUAGCCGGACUUUGCUACCGAGAGCAGGAGAAACCUGUUUGUGUAAUGUGUGUUAGAUGGGAGUACAAAAACAUGUUUUGUACCUGUGAGAUGGAUCAUGUAGAGUGUUGUGUUUGGGUAGCUGAUACGCGUAUAAUGUGUUCUGUUGUACAUUUGUUAAAUAAAAAGAUUAUUUGAUC